AUGGACCUCACUAAUUACUACGAACUCAAACACCAACCUCACAACCUGCGGCUGUUGCCGGACAGUCUGGGAGGGGCGGGGCUCACAGGCGCCGGACGGGCGGGUGCAGACGGGAUCCGAGGGGCGGAGUUAGACGAUCACAUGGCCAUGCCUCUCUCCUCGUGCUCCUCCUCUUCCUCGGUCGCUGCGUUGGGUCGGAGCAGGAGUCCGCUCCGAGCUGCGUCCCGUCAGAGCGCAGUGUCCGCGGGUGAGGCCGCCGCCCUGCUGCCGCAUCACUUCCUGGACGGAGCCCCGCCCAAAACAGCUGUGAUCAGUGGAGCGGACGGGCGACAGAGUGACCAUCACCUAGAGGAGCUAUACAAAGAGAGGAACCAGCUGCUGGGGGAGAUCGACCGGGAGGAGAGAGAGCGCUGCUGGUACUUCAGCCAGCUGGAGGCGCUGUCCCAGAGACUGGUCCAAGUGCCCCGCAUCGACACAUUCUCCCUGCAGAUGGACCUGAUCCGGCAGCAGCUGGAGUUCGAGGCUCAGCAGCUUCGAUCUGUGAUGGAGGAACGAUUCGGCUCCAGUGACGAGAUCGUCCACCGGACGCAGGUGCGUGUUGCUCGUCUGGAGCAGCUGGAGACGGAGCUGCAGGAGACCAGGGGCAGUCAGGAGAGUCAGCUGCAGCUGUCUGGAGCUGAGAAGCCCCCUGCUGGUGAACCGGAGAACUCGUCAGCUGCAGCAGCGGCAGGAUCAGACGCUCCUGCAGACGGAGGCAGCAAGGUGGAGAUGGUCUUCUGGUUGCUGUCCAUGCUCGCCAACAGAGACAAGGAGGAGAUGUCCCGGACUCUUCUGGCCAUGUCCAGCUCUCAGGACAGCUGCACCGCCAUGAGGAAGUCCGGCUGCGUCCCCCUGCUGGUCCAGAUCCUGCACGAGGCCCCGGGUGGUGGAGGUGGUGCUGGAGAGACCACGACGACAGGCAGCACGACGGGGGGCUGCAGCCGAGAGGCCAAAUCCAGAGCCAGCGCCGCCCUCCACAACAUCAUCUACUGCCAGCAGGACGAGGGCCAGGCCCGGCGGGAGAUGAGGGUCCUGCACAUGCUGGAGCAGGUCCGCACCUACUGCGACAGCGGCUGGGACUGGAUCGAGAGCCACGCCACCAUGCCUUCACCUGGAGGAACCAGAACCACCGAUAUUCCAGAACCUGUGGACCCUCAGAUCUGUCAGGCCAUGUGCGCCAUCAUGAAGCUUUCCUUCGAGGAGGAGUACCGACGAGCCAUGAACGAAUUAGGUGGCCUGCAGGUGGUGGCGGAUCUCACCCACCUGGACCACGACAUGUAUGGAAUGCAGAACGAUCCCAUCAACAUGGCGCUGAGACGUUAUUCAGGAAUGGCUCUGACCAACCUCACGUUUGGAGACGUCGUCAACAAGGCGACCCUGUGCUCGAAGAAGAGCUGCCUCCAGGCUCUGGUGGCCCAGCUGGCCUCAGACAGCGAGGAGCUUCAUCAGGUGGUCUCCAGCAUCCUGAGGAACCUGUCCUGGAGGGCCGACGUCAGCAGCAAGAGAGUCCUCCGGGACAUCGGAUGCGUGUCUGCGCUGAUGACCUGCGCCCUGCAGGCCACUAAGGAGUCGACCCUGAAGAGUCUCCUGAGCGCUCUGUGGAACCUGUCGGCUCACAGCGUGGAAAACAAGGUGGCCAUCUGCUCCGUGGACAGCGCUCUGGGAUUCCUGGUCAGUACGCUGACGUACCGGUGUCAGACCAACUCACUGGCCAUCAUCGAGAGCGGAGGGGGGAUCCUACGAAACGUGUCGAGUCUGGUCGCCACACGAGAAGACUACAGGCAAAUCCUCAGGGACCAUAACUGCCUCCAGACUCUGCUGCAGCACCUGCGCUCCCACAGCCUGACCAUCGUGAGCAACGCCUGCGGGACUCUCUGGAACCUUUCAGCUCGGAGUCCAAAAGACCAGGAGCUGCUGUGGGACCUUGGAGCAGUCAGCAUGUUGCGCAACCUUAUCCAUUCUAAGCACAAGAUGAUAGCCAUGGGCAGCGCUGCAGCUUUAAGGAAUCUCCUCACCAAUCGACCCCUGAAAUAUAAGGAUGCUGCAGUCGUAUCCCCUGGCUCCUGCAUGCCCUCACUCUACAUGAGGAAGCAGAAGGCUCUGGAGGCGGAGCUGGAUGCCAAACACCUGGCGGAGACCUUUGACACCCUUGAGAAACAGAGCCCCAAGCACCUGACCCUCAACAAGCCACUUCGGCACAUUGAGAGUCUGGUGAAGGAUUAUGCUUCUGAUUCUGGAUGUUUUGAUGAUGAUGAGGCUCCCAACGUCUCCAGCAGCCUGGACACUGGCAGCUUCUCUAUGCUGUCCAUGUUCCUCAGCAACUCUAACUUCCUGCAGAACCAGCCUCGUAAGAGGGACAACGAACCAGAGAGGGAUGUAGAAACACAUCCGCUGAUCGAGAAGAGACAUGCACCCUCUGACGAUGUGGUAUCAGCCGCUGCAGAGAAGCUAGCAAAAAAGAUCACCAACACAGUGGCCAAGAUCGACAGGUUAGUGGAGGACAUCACCAUGCAAACAUCCUCGGAGGAUAGUUUGAGCCUCAGCUCUGAGGAUCACCUGGCAGACUGGCCUUACGGACUAGAUGAUCUCAAUGAAGCUAAAUCUUGCUCCCCCUGCCGUAUGUCUGAUACGAGCAGCAUGGCUCACAGAGAACGUCUCAGCCGGGCCCACGCCCUACUGCGCCUCAAAACUGCCCACAAGAGUGUCUCCACAGACAGUCUAAACAGUGGCAGCACCAGUGAUGGCUACUGUGGCAGCAAAGACCAGAUGCGACCUGCUCCAAGAGCCCUUAUGGUUCAGAAGCGACCCAACCAGCUGGAUCUUAAGGUGGCUCAUCAAGAGUACCUGCAUUUUGGACCUGUUGUCCUGACUGAGACUAACCAGCAGGAUAUUCCGGAGCGAGAUUUUGUGGACAACAAAGAUGUGACGGUUCUAGAACUAAGCGACACAGAUUUAGAAAAGAACCAGGAUAAAGCCCUACAAACACCAGUCAGUGCAUCCACUAAAGUCUCCUCCGAUGUCAGCAUGACUUCAAUCAAACUGUCUCCAUCUUAUCAGCAGGUCCCUCUCAUUCAAAGUGUGGCCACGUUUGGUGUCGCAAAGACAGCGAUCAACGUCCAGGCUGCCCAAGCAAUGAGGAGGCAAGCAUGGGUACCUACGGUGAUGACCGGGGGGAGCAUUACUAAAUUCUCCCCGAUGGCAUCGAGCAGAAGCCCAACCAUCGCCACGAUGGAGACAGUCCAGAAGUACUCAGUAGAGAACACACCAAUCUGCUUCUCCCGCUGCAGCUCACUGUCCUCCCUCUCUUCUGGUGACGGGGCACUGGAUGGACAAAGUGAAAAUGAGCUGGAGAGCGACUCGUCUUUAGAAAUUAUUGAAGUGGAGGAUGGAGAAGUGUUGCAGAGAACUGAAGAGGAUGAAACCUUGGAGGAUCUGAGUGACAGCCAGCUGCUGAUGACUGACUCUAAAACCUUCCCAAGCAAAGAGACGGAGCCGAUUGAAAUCCCCCAUCCUAGUAAAAGGGAAAAGGUUUUCCUCAGAGGAGCUUCACCUGCUGCACUCGAUGACAGAUCUCCAUCUAGUUCAUCUGAGAACUACAUCCAUGAGACACCCUUGAUAAUGAGUCGCUGUAGCUCAGUCAGUUCCCUGGGCAGUUUUGACUCUCCCUCCAUAGACAGCUCAAUCCAAAGUGAUCCAUGCAGUGAGAUGAUUGAUGGGACAAUUAGUCCCAGCGAUCUCCCCGACAGUCCAGGGCAAACAAUGCCACCGAGCCGAAGUAAAACUCCAUGUUGUGUUGAGUCGAAUGGAGCAGAGACACAGACCUCAGGAAAUGCUGGCCAGUGGGAAAGUAGCCUGCGGAAGUUCAUGGAGAUCACAGACUCGAAGGAAAGGUUUAAUCUUCCUCCUGAUCUGGACACAAUGAUCUACUUCACGGUGGAAAAACCCACUGAGAACUUCUCUUGUGCCUCGAGCUUAAGUGCUCUGCCUCUCCAUGAACACUACAUACAGAAAGAAGUGGAGCUGAAGUUGACCCCCCUGCUCCAGCAAAACGACAAAAACCUUCCGUUUCCUGAUGAGGACGAGCACGGACUCGACCACGGGGAAAGAUACAGUGAGGGCAACUCAGACGAUGACAUCGAAAUCCUAAAGGAAUGCAUCAACUCAGCAAUGCCCUCCAAGUUCAGAAAAGUAAGACCUUCCCUGAUGACCACAAUCCCUUCUCAUAUUCUCAAUUCCCGAAAACAGAUUCAUCUUCCUGUGUACAUGAUGCUCCCGAAUGGCAAAACACAGAUGUGUCCUGGAAGGAGAAUUGUCAUCCCACAAAAGGACUUCAAAUUUGACGAUUCAUCCUUCACUGAUUCUGCAGAAGGUACACCUGUUAACUUCUCCAGCACAACAUCGCUAAGUGAUGAAACACUUCAGUAUCCAGUGAAAGAGAGGGGGGCUAAGGACUGCACAGCUAAAGGUAUGAACAAACAUGAAGUGCUCGACGAUGAGGACAAGAGGAUUGAAGACUUGAGGAUAUUCUCACACUUCCACAAACCCAACAGGAUGAAUUACCCACCUGAGAUCAAAAUGAACCGAGCCACCAAACAUGUGAUUCCCACCCAGAGGGUCCUGAUGCAGAGCAAAGAGGUGGCUGAUCGAGUGGCGAGCCAGAGAAAUCGUGAUCAUUCUCCAAACCAACAAAAGAAGAGGCAAGGUCAAGGCACCGUCAGGAAACUGGACCUGCCGGUCAUAAAGCAGAACUCAGAAGGGAACCUUAAUGUGGGAUCACAAAGAGGAAACACAAUAUAUCGACAGACCACGCAUUCUUCAGAGGACAGUAACAGCUUCUACGAGGACAAUAAUGAAAUUGAUGAAACAUUGAAGCGAACGAGUCGAAGACAGAUCAGGGAAGUGAGUAGAAACACUCUCUCCCGGAGUAUGACCAAUGUUGGCAGGCUCGAUAAUUCCCAAUCCAAGGCCAGAGGAUUUAACAGGAUUAAACAGAAUCUGAUGAAGGAUGAGUCUCUGGGAUGUUACUCACUCAGCUCCUCUCUUAGUUCACUGAGUGAUGCCGAGUUUGAGGAUCACAAAUCAAAAGCCCAACAAAUAUGGUACAAAAACAGACACAACAAAUCUUUGAAUUUGAUGCAACAAACAAAGUCGAUGACCAUUCACAGCCAGUAUGAAGAGCAAAGCUCACCAAGCUCCGUCAGCAUGGAUUCAGAGGAUGACCUCCUUCAGAAAUGCAUCACGUCUGCCAUGCCCAAGCAGAGGAGGAGGCUUGCUGCCAGGAGGAAGAAAGCUGAAAACACUCAGAAACAAAAAGCAUCUGAUCUCUGGAACAUGGACGAGGAAAUGGAUAGUGACGACACGGCAUGGGAUAGAGAUUCCGACCUCAACAGUGUUGAAUGGAGAGCCAUUCAGGAAGGUGCUAAUUGUGUUGUCAGUGGGCUGCAGGCCUCCAAGUCUCAAGAUCCAUCCUCUGAGGAGACGGAAUCAGUCCUGUCCUUCAUGUCAACCUCCAGCUUUACACCCAAAGAAAGGAAGUUUGCUAAAGACAAAAAGGUAAAUAAACCUUUAGACUUCGCACAACGCAAGCCAGUUGCAAACUUACCUGUGGUUUUCAGAGGCAGGACGGUGAUUUAUACACCAAAAAAAGAGACAUCUCCAUCACAAAUACCUCCGCCCAGAAAAGUUGCUCCUAAGAACCCAAAUCUUGCUCAACACAGAUCGAAGAGCCUUCACCGACUGGGCCGUCCCCAGGACAUAGAGCUGUCUUUGCCAAAGAGGAGCUCUACUCCACCUCCAAGGAUACCAAAAAGUUCAUCCUCUGGAUCGUCUCAAAGCUCUACAGCCUCCAAACAGAGUCAGAGGAAGAUAACAUCGCCGAUUCAGACAAAUAAACUCAUCCAGAAAAAGAACGCCACACCAGCUAGCAGUCCCCCUGAAAGGAAGGGACGAUCUCCUGUUGUGAAUCAAAAUGAAAGAUCACCACCACCUAAAACUCAGAAGUCACCUGUCCGAAUCCCUUUCAUGCAAACUUCAGGCAGACAACCCAGACCUCUGUCACCGCUAGUGACUGAUCAAACAACCACCAGACAAACCAGUCAGGUCAAUGGGAAAAGGGUUCUGCCCCCCAAUCGAUUUGACCUGGUCAGGAUGACUUCUGUCCACUCAAGUGGUGGCGAGACUGAUCGCAGUGGGUUCUUGAGACAGCUGACUUUCAUUAAGGAAUCAAAGACUGGUCUGAGACGUGAUGGAUCUGUCCGCAACAUGCCUGGAUCCCAGAAUGGAUCUCCCCGCAGAGCAGUUCCUGGAGCUUCAGCUGUCUUCCUUUGCUCAUCCCGCUGUCAGGAACUUAAGGCAGCUGUGCAAGGCCCAAGAAGGAUGCAGGUCAAAGGUCCAGGACAAGCACAGAUAGUCCACAGACCAGACUGUUGCCUUCAGAAGCAGUCUACAGCCCUCUGUAGAGCAACUUCUAGUGAAAGGGAUCUAUCAGGCCGACGUCAAGCCAGGAGGACCAGCUCAGAAAGCCCCUGCAGGGUGGCUCAGAGAACUGGGCCUGGCAGGGUGUCCGGAGUCAGGCGUCAACAAGACAAAGAUACCUUUAAACGUCACGCAUCAUCACCAAGCAUUAACAUACUGAGCCGGGUGACCAGCCGUUCUUCCCUCCGCUCUUCGUCUUCUGAUUCAAGUGGAAGAGCGAAGAGCGAGGAUGAUACAAAGAAGAAAGGGCAGCGAUCCUCGUCUCGGCUGAACGACAGAGUGACCUGGAGGAGAAUCAGGGAUGAAGAUGUACCUCAGAUCUUGAAAAGCACCCUGCCAGCUAAUGCAUUACCUCUGGUGCCUUCUCCUGACGGGGAAAAGCCAAAGCUGCCAGCGCUUCCAGGAAAACUGCCAACCAUUCUCCUUGCAUCUCGCAAGACAAGUGACGCAACCGUCCAGACAGAAGAUUUUACCAAUAACAAGACCAACUCGAGCACCUCUCCGACGGUCCAAACUGCGCCAGAAGUGGCACAACUCGCCCUUUUCAGGAAGAUCGGUUCAGCCCCAGGCAGUUACCUCCAGGACGGUGAGGCAGACGGCUCCCUGAGGGGCCACAGCACCAGAUCUACAGGAACAUCAGACAGCCACGUGGGCGGAGUUGUUCAUUUCCGCCACGGUUCCCCUAGCAAGGCUGUCCGAGUCACCCCGUUCAACUACACCCCCAGCCCCCAGGCCUGCUGCCUGCAGGACGCAAAGAGCCAAGCUGCCACCAUCAACGAGAAGUCCGGGGAGAAGAGUGAGUCGUAAGACGUUUAGUGAAUUACAGGACGACUGCACUGUGUUCCUGAUUCAAACUCUCAAACACUCAGGUGGACAGAUGAGGAGUGCGCUGGUCCCUAUACCUCGGACAUUGACCCUUUAUUUUCCCCAUUCACUCCAUUCAAGUUUGAUCAUAGCUUCCAUUCGAACCGGGUUGGAUGUUUGCAUCAAGACAGGUCGGACAUGAACGGACCCACAAUAACUUUUAGAGAUGCACUUCAGAGAAAAGGCUCCCCUGAGUAGGAAGUGCAUCUUUUUGUACUUUUUUGUAUUUGUAGAAUAUUCAUUGCCUGGUAGAAGUGUAGUGAAAACAAAAAGCAAAAGACAAUGAACUUGAUUUCAGCACAUGAGUCACCAUCGGUCUCCAGGACAGAAUCGUUAACAAGAACAAUAUUAUGCAAACGUUAGAGUGAAAGCUCAGCUUGACUUUCACAAGGGACACAAACACACCGACAUGUAAAGUAUUUUUUACAUCUACGCCUCAUCACUCGAAAUGAGACACUGCUAACAUCUCCAGAGUCCAACUGGGUCAGAGGGGAGAUUUGUGAUUGAACAUUCUUUCAACUUAUUUGCAUUAUUACUUUGAAAUUAACCAGUUUUCUUUGGUACUUGGGUUGAUGUGUUUUCACUUGCACACGAUAACAGAAUAAAAACUGUUUACUACUAUUGAAAUGUAGAAGUAGCUCAAAACCUUCACGAAGCUACAGGUAGAUGCACAAGCAGGACGGAAGAAGAACUUGGUUAAGAACAAACUAGUAUCUCCAGGGGAGCU
Molecule: messenger RNA, 8104 nt
Organism: Pleuronectes platessa (European plaice)
Lineage: Eukaryota; Metazoa; Chordata; Actinopteri; Pleuronectiformes; Pleuronectidae
Gene: apc2
Product: APC regulator of WNT signaling pathway 2
Exons: 11
Coding region: 1-7320 (2439 amino acids)
Biological process (GO): positive regulation of protein catabolic process; pattern specification process; negative regulation of microtubule depolymerization
Cellular component (GO): beta-catenin destruction complex; catenin complex; cytoplasmic microtubule
Molecular function (GO): gamma-catenin binding; beta-catenin binding; microtubule binding
Source: RefSeq, a predicted model, not a curated record